UGGUGGAAAUCGAAUAGAUCAGCUAGCUACUCGUUAUUACUUAUCGUCGUGCGGUACAUAUGUAUGUACGAUGCCAAUCGUGAUACGAGUCUUUUUCACUAUCGUCGUCGACAUUUCCUUCGAGAGGAUAUAAGGUACACUCGAGAUACAGCAGCGUGCUUGGAUCUGUAUAAUCCAAACAACUUCUUAGUCGACAUUUUCUAUGUAUCGAACAAGUUUAACUUGUAUUUAAUAAAAAUACCUUUGUGCAGAGUUUUUCGUACGUAUUUUUUGUCGUGUCGGUGAAAUCCUUCUUUCAACCCAGAAGAAGAAUGGCGUUGCAACGUACAUCUGUUCUAUAUCCAACUGCUGCUAAUUUAAGGAAAGUCAACGGAGAAAUGAAAUUACACUUUCGAUUGAGAACAACAACACCUUCGGGCGCUAUUCUACCUGAACCAAAAAGAACACGUUUUGGUUUUCUGGGUGUUAUAUGCAGUGUUAUGACAGGACUAGUCAUCGGAGCUACUCUGAGUAAAAUGAUGGCUAAUUUCCUCGAAGAAAAAGAACUUUUCGUACCUUCGGACGACGACGACGACGACGACGAUUAGUUUAGUAGCAAAAUCUUUGGCAAAUUUUAUAAAAAUAUUUUCAGCUUUUGUUUCUCACGUUGUCG
Messenger RNA from Habropoda laboriosa, 652 nucleotides. It is a transcript of the gene EMRE, whose product is annotated as protein EMRE homolog, mitochondrial. Gene Ontology annotation, biological process: calcium import into the mitochondrion; mitochondrial calcium ion homeostasis. The record is from RefSeq and is a predicted model, not a curated record. NCBI's taxonomy places the organism in Eukaryota, Metazoa, Arthropoda, Insecta, Hymenoptera, Apidae. Gene Ontology annotation, cellular component: uniplex complex; mitochondrial inner membrane. The transcript has 2 exons. The coding region runs from base 312 to 587 and encodes 91 amino acids.